UUGUUUCCUUGGUGCUACACAAGCUACUUAACGGAUUGCGUGUGCUGUGGACUGCAGGGUGGCCGAGAGGAAGAUGCGCAGCAGGACGACGACUCCGGGAGUGAAAAGGAAAACGAGGCAUCACAAUUUCUCCACCCGCCGCGGGGGAGGAACCGCGAAUAUCGUUUUAACAAAGGCAAGUCGUGCUUGUUUAAAAUCAGGCUGGAUUCGCUACACACCCAUUUGUCCAACACGCCGCUGUACGCGAUGGUUUUGGAUUUGACGAAGGAAGCGCCGAAGUUAGUUGGGAGCUCCUUGAUCUCCCUGGCGAAAACAGCCGACAGAGUGAUGGCAGAUGUCAGGCAGCACGGAAUUUGCACCCCUUCCGCCCAGGGAGAGAAAGGGGUUUUUGCUGUAAGCAACUUGAUGGGAGACAGGGUAGGCUGUAUUUCCCUGGGGUUUAAACUUUUAAGUUUGGGGGCGAGCUUGAUCCCGCAUAUUCCUGAAAACAGGAUUCUAAAAACUGGGUCUUGUCAAGUGAAAGAUCAUACAGUUACACCUUCAGGAGACCUAGAAACUGGGGCUGACAGCAUCCAGGUGACUUUACCGGUAGCUCCGGGCGACUCGUCCAGCGUGCUUCUCCAGAAGAUGGAGUUGGAGGGACAGCACACUCAGGUGAUAAUAUCAGAGCCAGAUGCAAAACAAAGGAAUGUUACUUCAGCUGGGACCCAGACUGACUUUGUGAAGAGAAGGCAAAUAGAAACUCAAAGAAAGAAUGUAGGCCUUGAUAAUGCAACAGACACUGCUGUAUUUUGCCCUCCACCUUUGUACUACAGGUGCUCAGUGAAAGAACAAGACGAAGUGGACGCUGAUCGAUACAGGUCAGUCAGCGUAGGGAUUGAAGCUCUUGGGGUGGAGGAGCUUUGUUCUGAAGAGGACGAAUGUGCAGAAGAAAGGGAUCUGCCUGCAAAAGGUCAGGCCUUGAAGCAUACCAGGGAUGGAUCAGAACGCUCUGGAGCAGCACAACAAAGCCAGACAGCACCAGCAGCUCUGGGGGACACAUUAAGACAGCUGCCUUUGCUCAAUGCCCUGCUUCUUGAACUUUCUCUGUUGAGCAGUCAGCCUCAGCUGCCUCCGUUACCAGUCCAUCCCCGUCUUGCCUGGUUGUACAGGUCUGCAGAGGAGCAAUCCCAUGGAGCUGUGCAGGAGAUGAGGUCAGGAUCACCAGCGUACACGUCCAGCACGUCGCAGACCCCAGUAAGGAAAAGGUCAACGAGUCCAGGGCUCAAGCAGUGGAAAUUGCAGGCAAAAACAACAGGCUCCCUACCUAUUUCCCCUAAGGAGAACGGCAAAACACUAAAGACAAAUGCAAGUCAUGAAAAGGAUCGAAAGAAGGUCCCUUCUCCUGCACCUAAGAGAAAACUGAUGUACGGACUGACAAACACACUGCGUCUGAGACUGCAGAAGACAAACCCUGAUAUGUUAAUAAACCACGAGCGCCGAGAACGCUAUAGAAGAAAGCAAAUUGAGCUGAUGAAAUGUAAGAACAAGAAAAGUGGGAGGAUGAAAUCUAGACAGGCGCAGGAGAGGCAAAACCACACGCCCAGGGCGGCUGAGAUACGUGAUGCCGGCAAUAGUUUGGAUGGAAAUGUGGAAACGCUGAUCAACAGUUUAGAUUUAGAAUCGCCUCGGGUUGAAAAUCCUGUGACGCACCACAGAAGGAAGCAGCAAAGUAGUUCCCCCGUCAUAACAAAGUUUCAUCUACGCUCAAGUAACCACCCUGCUCGUGAAACCGUUUCCAACGCAGUUCCAAAACGGGGCAAAAAACCGGGGCUCGUGUCUUCUGAGAGCAGUGUGCAUGUCCACAUACCCAACGUGCUCAGCCAGGACCCUGACCACAGCGGUGAUGAAACAGGCUUCCCUGAACCCAAUGCAACAAGCCCUGGAUUUCCAAGUUCAAGUUCCGAUGGAAAUAUGAGCCCAGGAAGUAGUCGGUUCAGCAGCCCUGGACGGGAGUACUCGGAUGAUUUCAUCGACAGCCCUGAGCCCCUUGAAUAUGUGGAAGAUUUUUCUGGUCCUGAACCUUCCGACUGCCACUCUGCAGAGCUUAAAAACGGCAGUGAACCUGCUCUGGCCGCUCCGAGGGAAGACUGUUCGGAUGAAGGCUCCAGCUCAAACAGCAGUUCCUUUGGAAGUCAAAGAGCUGCCGUUCCUCUUCCCAUUAGAGCAAACUCUUCUCCUAAACUGUCUCUGAAAGGCACACGAGUCACCCGGCCUCGCCAGGGGACACCAGCCAUCACUGAGUCCACAGAGGACAGUGAGCACGUUUCAGUUGAUUCUAAACAACCGGGCGAUGACAGGGGAACCCCUAGAUCUCUUAACAUUGUUGCCAAGGAAACAUUUGAUUCACAAACUUUACCAGGCUCCGGGAGGCAGUACGGAUCUUUUGAAGGAAGCUACUCAAUCAGUGACUCUCUAGGGAGCCCAGUAGCCACUAACGACACUGACCUGGAAUUCAUCGGACAUGAAGUCGCAUCACGUGAACUCCAUGAGGAAGAGGAGGCAAGAGAUGAGCUUGGCUCCUUAGAUUUUGAAAACAAGUACCAUCAUAUUUCAGAACUCGUGGUCAACAAGCUCCCUGGCUACACACUGUGAAAGGUCUCUGCUGAUUUCAUGCAUAUCUUCUGACACCAUUAUUCUUCCAGAACUAUUUUCUCCAAUUUGACUUUAAUUACAGAAUCCCCAAAGGUAGUAGUUAUUGACAUUUAAUCAAAUAAUAUUAGAAAUAAAAUGUAGUGAUAUUAAUUUUCUUAAGUAUUCAUGGCUUCACGCAGUUCGGGUAGAAUCUAAAAGAAAUUCUUAAAUGUUGUUUUUAUUUACUUGGAAAAAAGACUUGGGCGUUUGUCUUGGAUCCAUGGAGAUUUUGAAACAAAAAUCACACAGAAUGUACAAAUACCAUUUAUGCACUGAUUACUGUUGCUUACAUUUUUAAGUAAAAGUUAUAUAAUGUUUUUUUUAUUUAAAAAAAAAAACAUUUGAAAGCAUCAAACACUACACCAAACUCACUUUGCUGAAAAUCCUGACUGGGUCAUGCACCCUGAGUAGGGAAAUACUGAAAGAGUAUUCUGUUGUGCUUCAGGCUGUUAGACCAUAGAGGACAAGUCUAAUUUUGAAAGCAUUAAUGUUUUUGUGAAGGUAUCUGGUGAUCAAUGAAAUUACAUCUCGUUAAAUAAAAAUCAAAAAUGUUACUAGUCAGAGAAUAAUUUGCCUUCUAGAAGAUGUGUUGUACAAAGAGUUACUGUUGACAUAAUCACACCUGUAGCUUAGAUACAUUGACUGGUAUAACCUGGAAGCAAGCAAGAGGUAAGACUCAAUACACGCUCAGUCACUGCACCAGUGUGCUUUGACAAUUCUGAUUUCCCCAAAUCCUGCAAUAUUUCAUGAAACAAUGCAAACAUGAUAAUUGUAUAUCUUGGAUUGACAUAAAUUUACUCCAAAUACACAAAUUAGUUCUGGAUGCAAUGCUGAGUGUUGUAAAUUUUGUAUUUAAUCAUUACGUUUUUCGGGUGUAAAGAAGUUCCUACAUUUCUGUGGAAAACAUGUGUUUGUUGAACAUUGGCUGGGCUUGAGCUUUAAAGCUUUUCUAACAACAUUUUAAAAUGUGUUGCUUUGCCGUUUUGUUAUUCCCUGGCCAGCACAGUGGCAAGACAGCAGUCCAGCCUUGCAGGCCUUGGGUCCUGGGUUUGAUUCCAGACUGGGGCAUCUCCACUGUAGAGUCUGCAGGUUAUCCCUGUGUCCUCUUAUGUUUUUUUCCUAGUGCUCUGGUUUCUAUAUGCUGGCUAGUUAAACGCUGUCUCGAACUUUCCCUGUAAGCGUGUGUCCUUCCAGUGCUGUAUUGUGACCUCCGUUUCCAGGGAAAGGCUCCACGAUCCUUAAACCAGGAAUAAGUGGCUUUCUGAUACUGAAUGGAUGGAUGUUCCCAUUCCUGUUUCUUUAAUGUCUGCUCUUGGAACAGUUGAACUAUGCAGCGGGUUAAUCAUACAGUUUGGUGAGAAUACACUUUAUUUGUAAAUACAGGAUUUGCAAGAAUGGGAUAAACAAGAAAAUGUUAUUGGUCAACACCUUAAGGUUAUAUUGGAAAUGGCUUUAGCAUUCAACUUUAAUGACCUGAAGAUUUCCAUUCUAAAAUGUUUUCUUGCCAAAAGAACUGAGAAUUGAGUUUGUCUAUUAGCAGUUUUAAUAAGAUUUAAUAGAUUAUUACACUAUAUUUGGCCCAGGAUUUUUGAUGGAAUUUUGCCUGUAGCUGUAAGAUCUAAGUAAGAUGCCACAGGUAGUAUACCGAAAUAUGCUGAUGGCUUAAUUCCAUGGUUCUUUUAAUUGCAUGCAUUUACAAUAAGCAUAUUUGAAAAGGAUAACUGUUUUUCACUUAUGAUUCACAGCGUGUAUAUAUAAUAACUCUCUGGGAAAGAUGUCAGAAGACAAUUCUCUCUAUUCAACCUAUAUAAUCUGUGCUCUGAUAACUGAAAAAUGGACAGCAGCUGACAAUUCUCCAAAGGCUGACCUUUCAUCUCUCUGCCUCAUGAGAAACUGAUAGGGUAUUUCUGAAACAAUACAUUUUCUUUAUUUUUGCAUUUUUAUGUGGGGAAUAAAUUCAACUUUUGUUUUACACAGUAGAAUUUUGAAACAAGUUCUAAUCUGCAGAUUUAGAUAAAAUGUGAACGAUGUGUAAAUAAAACACUUUUCAGAUUUUGA
Messenger RNA from Lepisosteus oculatus (spotted gar), 4731 nucleotides. It is a transcript of the gene map10, whose product is annotated as microtubule associated protein 10. Gene Ontology annotation, cellular component: mitotic spindle pole; centrosome; midbody. NCBI's taxonomy places the organism in Eukaryota, Metazoa, Chordata, Actinopteri, Semionotiformes, Lepisosteidae. Gene Ontology annotation, biological process: positive regulation of cytokinesis; cytoplasmic microtubule organization; mitotic spindle midzone assembly. The record is from RefSeq and is a predicted model, not a curated record. Gene Ontology annotation, molecular function: microtubule binding.